This is a messenger RNA of Phytomonas sp. EM1, 556 nucleotides long. NCBI's taxonomy places the organism in Eukaryota, Euglenozoa, Kinetoplastea, Trypanosomatida, Trypanosomatidae. The record is from the annotation of a GenBank genome assembly.
GAAAAGUUAGAAAAUAGCUUUUCAUUUUCACAUUUUGCAAAAAGAAAGGGCAAUAGGAAAACACAGUUAAAUCAACUGAAUGAGCGCAUGGAUUUCAUCUGAGGAAUUUUUAAGUGGCCGUGCUGUCACCUGGAUCCGCCGUGGUCUUGUUUUUCUAGGUAUCUUUGGUGUAGGGGGCGACUACUAUCAAACACACUAUUACCGUGCUUUUGAUCCAGCCGAAGGUAGACCCUAUGUGGUGGACUGUAGCCCGAUAGGUCGUUACCGAGCUCAGAUGUUUCUAAUUCCGAGUAACAAUUAUUCAAACUAUAGUCCGUGGACACCACGCAACGGGGAUGUCGUGAUUGCGCGAGAGGUGGAAGUAGAAAAAAACUUCUUACAACUUCUCAAUGGGCGUUUUGUGGAGAAGCAGACAUGUGGAGUGCCGCUGCUGCGGCCCCUUGAAGAAGUAGAGCGAGAGAAGAAGGAGGAACAGGAACUUCAGCGGAAAUACUACGAGAUGGAGUAUGCAUCCGAAGGGACGCAUAAAAGCUUCCUUGAAAGCUUCUCCAGAUGA